GUUUUUGAUCUUCACCUGUGUAAAAGAUGGGCCUGAUUUCCAGAAGAUCUGGCACAAAAAUCAGGUUGGUUGGCCCAUCAGAGCCAAUUGCAUUUGUAUGUGGCUCACUUGAUAAGCUGACACCAGACAUGUCACUUGCCCAUGAGUGCUCUGCUCUGGCCUAAUUUUCAGGCCAGGGCUGCACGAGGGUCCGACUUCGCUCAUGUUCACCCACAUGCCAACCUGGGCUUGUGUAAUGUUUAAAGGUGCGUGUGGGUGUGGGCGUGACGGAGACGUACAUUGUACAGCUCUCUGCUGAGAGUUGGUGAGCUAUGUUUGGGUUUUCAGAUUUUUUUGUUUGACUGCUGGCCACCCCCUGGCUCAUUUAUCCAAACUGCCCAUAAGGCAGGUCUCGCCCAGGAUGGCCCAUUCCAAAAUCCUCGACAUUCGAAGGCAUUAGCUAAGGAAUGUGGGCCACCACUUGAAGGGUUGAGAUCUUUCAAUCUGGAAGAAUUUCGGCACGUGGGCCAUCCAGGGUAUGGUCUCUCAUCCCAAUUGUUCGGAUUCAGUGGACCAAGGACCCUUGUAUAUAGACAUCCGGCGGGAACAGGGUAAGGUUCCUGGGCUAGUAAGCCUCCAACAAGUCCAAUUGUGUGGCUAGAAAUUCUCCCUUUAUCUACUCUACAAUUCAACUCACAAAGCUUUAUAUAGCUUACAAAGUUCCUUCUCAUCAAGGUAGCUCUCCUCAAUGGAGGCCUUAUCUACCUCAGUUUCUACACUUAGAUUCUCAAGCCUCUCCUCAACAGCUCGAGAACCGCAAUAUCUCUUUAGGCCUUCAACCACUCACAUCCCAUCACAGCCCCACAUCUCAAACUGGACCACUUCCUCUCUCUCACUGCCCCUUGAACCCCACCUCUCCACCAAAUCCUCUCCUACCAUCACUACCAAUGCCACCCAACAUCCUUUCCUCUCUCCAUCUCCUGGCCCACCACUCAAACCAUCUGCCCUCUUCCAUCGGACGGCCGCAAGCGGCUACGCAGCUGCGCUCCUGGACAUUGCGCGGUGCAACAAUGAGGUGGAUGGCACCGUGAAGGAUGUGCAUAGGCUAUCGAAGCUGUUGCGCAGCGAUUUGUUACGCUCCUUCAUGGCCGAUCCAACAGUCAAGGAUGAGAAGAAGGGGGAAGUUUUGGAGGAGGUUGCACUCAAGGUGGGGUCCACCAAGCAUGUAGGGGUGUUGGUGAAGAUGUUGGUGAGGAAGAGGAAGGUGGGGUUGGUGAGUGAGGUGAUGGAGGAGUUGAAGAGGAUGUAUGAUGAAUGGUGUGGGAUGAGAUCGGUUUUGGUUUGUUCGAAGGAGAAGUUGGAGGAAGACCAGCUGAGGGGGAUAGCCAAGGAUGUCCAAAUGAUCAGUGGGGCCACCAAGGUGAAGGUUAGGCAUGUUUUUGAUGACAGCUUACCUAACUUUGUAAUGUGACUUUCAUGAAACUUACAAGUCUUAUCAUGCUAGUAAAAUAAAGAGAAAAAUUGCAAAUUUCUUUCCUUCUUUGUUACGUGUGGUAG
Messenger RNA from Magnolia sinica, 1536 nucleotides. RefSeq names its product ATP synthase subunit delta, chloroplastic-like. Gene Ontology annotation, cellular component: chloroplast thylakoid membrane. NCBI's taxonomy places the organism in Eukaryota, Viridiplantae, Streptophyta, Magnoliopsida, Magnoliales, Magnoliaceae. The transcript has a single exon. The record is from RefSeq and is a predicted model, not a curated record. The coding region runs from base 728 to 1450 and encodes 240 amino acids. Gene Ontology annotation, biological process: photosynthetic electron transport in photosystem II; proton motive force-driven ATP synthesis; photosynthetic electron transport in photosystem I. Gene Ontology annotation, molecular function: proton-transporting ATP synthase activity, rotational mechanism.